UCUUUCACAAAAACCCAAUUCCAGUUAAAAAAAAAAAAAAAACAGAAACCCAAUACCUAGUUUGUUCAAACGCACAAAAACCCAAUCCCAGUAAUCCUCCCUAAAUCGAUCCCUCCCUCUCAGUUUUGUAAAAUCGUUCUCCCCAUCGCAUAUUUCACUUCAUCAUCAGCUUCGUUCCGUGAUAAACUUUAUCUUGCAAUUUCAGGUUGGUACCAAAAUGCCGGAUGUUCAUACCCUUGUUAAUGAAUUUUUGAAUCAGCUUAAAAAACGUAAAAUUGAAGGUUCUCAGGCCACAGCAAAACAGGCAGCAGAGUUGCUUCGGUCUGUGAUUUCACAGCAGAGGUUGCCUCAAACACACCAGGCUACAGCUCUGAUUAGUGCAGUAAGGGCUGUGGGGGAGAAGCUUAUCGCUGCUAACCCUGUUGAGCUUGCUGUGGGAAAUAUUGUGAGGCGUGUUUUGCACAUUAUAAGAGAGGAGGAUCUUUCCCUUGCCACAGCUGCUAUAGAUGGUUUGGAGCUAUCAGCUGUAAGUGAUGAUGAAGAUGAUGUGGAGCGAGAUGAUUAUCCUGUUUUAUCUGCUGCUGCUGUUGCAGCUGCUGCAAGAAGCACCUUGCGUCCACCAUCAUUGCAAACUCUUCUAGAGGACACACCUAUUUCAGCUGCCAUUCCACACACAUCUUCUUCAGGGGGUGAUUCUGAAGGGAAAAGUAGAUCUGUUGAUAAGAGUUCAAGAGGUCGGAAGUUGAAGCAUGAUGUCAUUGAAGCAGUUAAUGAACUUAUUCAAGACAUAUCUACUUGCUAUGAACAAAUAGCUGAGCAAGCAGUAGAGCACAUUCAUCAAAAUGAGGUAAUAUUAACGCUGGGAAGUUCAAAGACUGUGUUGGAAUUUCUCUGUGCUGCAAAAGAGAAAAAGAGAUCAUUUAAGGUGUUUGUUGCUGAAGGUGCCCCAAGAUAUCAGGGACAUCUCCUUGCAAAGGAAUUGGCUGCCAGAGGCUUACAAACCACAGUGAUUACGGAUUCUGCAGUUUUUGCCAUGAUUUCCCGAGUGAACAUGGUUAUAGUUGGAGCUCAUGCUGUCAUGGCUAAUGGUGGAGUAAUUGCCCCAGUUGGAUUAAAUAUGGUUGCACUUGCGGCUCAAAGGCAUGCUGUUCCUUUUGUCGUACUAGCUGGAAGUCACAAGUUGUGCCCUUUAUAUCCACACAAUCCUGAAGUCCUAUUGAAUGAGCUGAGAUCCCCAUCUGAGCUACUUGACUUUGGGGAGUUCUCGGAUUGCAUGGAUUCUGCAAGUGGAGGUUCUCUUCAUGUCGUUAACCCAACAUUCGAUUAUGUGCCACCAAAACUUGUUAGUUUAUUUAUUACCGACACAGGAGGGCAUAACCCAUCAUACAUGUACCGGCUCAUUGCUGACUACUACUCAGCUGAUGAUUUGGUGGUGAAACGAAGACCUGCCACCACGAGUUGAGUUCAGCUGGCCCAAUUUUUGUCCUACAAUGGGUGUCUAUGUUGUCCUCUGAAGAGAUAUGUUAAAAUGCGGGAGAAAAUGAACCUUGUAGUGCUGAGAAUUGGGAGGAUGCAAUUGUAUACGGGAAAUGAUCUGUGAAAAUACCCUGUGAAAGAAGGAAAAUUCCAUUUUUGUGAUUGCUUACCACCGGGGCAUAACCCUUAUUUAUUUUACUUUUUUGUCCAAUCGCAGGCUAUCAAGGGUGUCCCCCCUACUUUUUUGACUUGUAUAUCUUUUUCUACUCAAAGAAAUGAUAAUAGUAUACAUAAACUGUAGUUGUCUGAAAUUUGUUUCAUAAAAUGACUGACAGUAGAUUUUUAACAACAUGAAGUAUAAGUGGAUUGUUUGUUUUGAAAUGUGUGGUAAAUGGUAAUGUAUUCAUUGUUUGUUUGAGUGUAUUUUUAGAA
Medicago truncatula (barrel medic) is the source of this 1908-nucleotide messenger RNA. RefSeq names its product translation initiation factor eIF-2B subunit beta. NCBI's taxonomy places the organism in Eukaryota, Viridiplantae, Streptophyta, Magnoliopsida, Fabales, Fabaceae. The transcript has 11 exons. The coding region runs from base 218 to 1462 and encodes 414 amino acids. Gene Ontology annotation, molecular function: guanyl-nucleotide exchange factor activity; translation initiation factor activity. Gene Ontology annotation, cellular component: eukaryotic translation initiation factor 2B complex. The record is from RefSeq and is a predicted model, not a curated record. Gene Ontology annotation, biological process: translational initiation.